AUGUCUGGUCGCGGCAAAGGCGGAAAGGGUCUGGGCAAGGGAGGCGCCAAGCGCCACCGCAAAGUCCUUCGUGAUAAUAUCCAGGGCAUCACUAAGCCUGCCAUUCGGCGCCUGGCUCGUCGCGGUGGUGUGAAGCGCAUCUCUGGGCUCAUCUACGAGGAGACCCGCGGGGUGCUGAAGGUGUUCCUGGAGAACGUGAUCCGGGACGCGGUCACCUACACCGAGCACGCCAAGCGCAAGACUGUCACCGCCAUGGACGUGGUCUACGCGCUGAAGCGCCAGGGCCGCACCCUCUACGGCUUCGGCGGCUGA
Molecule: messenger RNA, 312 nt
Organism: Rangifer tarandus platyrhynchus (Svalbard reindeer)
Lineage: Eukaryota; Metazoa; Chordata; Mammalia; Artiodactyla; Cervidae
Source: the annotation of a GenBank genome assembly